This is a messenger RNA of Trichomonas vaginalis G3, 337 nucleotides long. RefSeq lists its product as uncharacterized. The annotation marks the transcript as partial. The record is from RefSeq and is a predicted model, not a curated record. The transcript has a single exon. NCBI's taxonomy places the organism in Eukaryota, Parabasalia, Trichomonadida, Trichomonadidae.
AUGAGUUCUUCAUCAAGCUCUCGUGAACCUUCACCAUCUAUGAAACAAACUUUACCAAACGAUUAUGGAGCACCUAUUGAAUAUUUCUUACGAGCUGCACAAUGGCAAAGAGCAGUCUCACCAAGGUUAGGUGUUCCACCAGCUCCUGUCAAAAAUAGCAUUUGGUCAAGUCCUUAUAUAAGAUAUGGUCUCCCACUAGGUUUGCUAGCUACAGCAGGAGCAGUUAUGAUGUUGAAAAGAAAUAAAGCAAAUGUUGUAAAUAAUACUGAAGUAGCUGAAGUUAAACAAACUCCAACACCUUCGCCAAAACCAACGCCUUCACAAGCAAAACCUUCAA